AUGAAGAGAGGUGGUGUUUGCAUGGUCAUGUGGAUCGCCGAUCCGGUUCAGUUCAUGGUGACGUGCCUGCAGCUCGCCAACUACAGCGUGCCUACCGCCGCUGCCGCUGCCGGUGUGGUGGUGGUAGACUUGGACGAGUUGGGGCUGGAGGGGAGGUUGGCGCUGCUGGACGAUAUGCAGACGGUUGCGGUCCGCGACAGGUCCACGACGCGGUUCCUUGCGCUGCGCUGGCUGGUGUGGGCUUACAUCUGCCGGGGUGGCGGUGGUGGAGUGUCGAGGAACGACAGGGACACGAACCGCGCCACAUCUGGCAACAAGACGACAGAGAGCGCGCCAAGCGCCGCUUUCGUUCUCCGCAACCCUCGCAGGGCAACAUUAAUUCCAACGUGA
Molecule: messenger RNA, 390 nt
Organism: Parathielavia appendiculata
Lineage: Eukaryota; Fungi; Ascomycota; Sordariomycetes; Sordariales; Chaetomiaceae
Exons: 2
Coding region: 1-390 (129 amino acids)
Source: RefSeq, a predicted model, not a curated record